This is a messenger RNA of Caenorhabditis auriculariae, 3152 nucleotides long. Lineage: Eukaryota; Metazoa; Nematoda; Chromadorea; Rhabditida; Rhabditidae. The record is from the annotation of a GenBank genome assembly.
AUGAACAGAAUCUUUCUCGCUUUGUGAGUUUAUAUUCUUUUUCAUUUGUAAUAUCGAUCAUCAAAGUUUGAGAAUAAUUGGUUCAAUUUUUAAAAUUCUGUGAAAAAUACUUCUAAGUUUAGUUUUCUGGAACUAAAGGUACGUGAUAACUUUUUUUCAGAAAAAUAGAUCGUAAACCAAAAACAGCUCAAUAAAUCUUUAAAUUUCAGAUUAGCCCUAUCUGUCAUUAACGCCCAGAAAGACAUCUAUAGCCUUCUCAGCCAGGUAGCAAGUAUUAGAGCUCUAUUUCGAUUUUUUGUUGAAACGUGCGCAUUCAGGUGAGAAAAGGUUUCGUAAGUUUCAGAAAAGCCUCCGACCGCCGACCGAAAAUGCUUCGACGGCCCUGGAAGUGAAGUUGGGCAUGUAUUUGGAAAGUCUCGGCAAUUUUCGCUCAACGGAAAUGGUCAUCAAUUUAUUCAUGAAAAUUAAAUGUAGAAAAAUUUAAAAAAAAAGAGAAUCUCUAGAUAUUAUUCUUAUAAACUUCAUUAUUUGAUUUUUGUUAUUUUUAUUACAUGAAAAUCCGAAUACUCAUUUGAUUAGAAGAAAAAAAUACAUUUAAAGUACAAACUUUGUAACAAAUAUGCAAAGACAAAGUUUUUCUUACUAAUAUCACUAUCUCGACUUGCUCACGCAAUAUCGCGUUUUUGGAUCAUAACAUUGAAAAAUUUGAAAAAAAGAGUUUAAAAACAGGAUAAAAAUCUGAUCUUUCAAUCCACUUAUUUCUGUUAAACGACAUAUUUAUCAUUUAAUCUGUCUUUUUAAAAGUUUACGACAAUAUUAAAAAUAUGUUUGAAAUGUUGUUUCUAAAAAAUCCUGCUUCAGUCAUUUGACGUCGAUCUGUACGUCUACAUGUCGUGGAAAGACAUUAGAUUAUCUCAUAACUUCAGUGAUUACGUGUUAGUGAACGACGACGAGACACGUCAAAAAAUAUGGUAAAUUUGGUUCGAAGUUGGAAGUCUUAUGAUUUUUCAGGCUUCCUGACCUCUACUUUGCAAAUGCCCGUCAAGCGCAUUUCCAAGAAGUUACUGUACCUAAUUUCAAUCUUUUCGUGGCUCCAGACGGGACGAUCGCGUAUUCCUGUCGUUGCACGUUGACUGUGGCUUGCAGCCUUGAUUUGAGGCAAAAUUUUGUGAUGAUAUUAUAACUUAUUUCCUUUCAUUGCAGAUUUUAUCCAAUGGAUUCGCAGCUGUGUUCAAUUAGAGUUUUAAGUUGUGAGUUUUAGUCUUUUUUGAGACCUUUUGAAAAAGCACUUUCUAACACUGUCUUCGAAAAAUCGUUUUCCAUGUAUAAACAACCAACGUUUUUUUUAGCUUUUGAGAGAUCAAAGUCGUAAGAAUGACCAGAGUCUACGGUAAAGUCCCGUGUUCUUCAAAUAUUGUGGAACAAAAAAAUCUGAAUGAAAAAUCUUAGCAUGAAAAGACGGACUCGGACUUUUGAGAAGAAAGACUCUUCAGACGCCUAUAUUGCAAAGAAAAUGAACGUGACGUGGUUUGCGGAAAACCCAAUUCGCUACAAUCCGGACAUUGGACUUCCUGAAUUCCAAAUCGAACAUGUCACAAAAGGAUAUUGCAAUGGAACGUAUCGCUAUGCGCUUACAGCCGAAACCUAUAAACUGGGUUUGUUUCAAAAGAAUGGAGGUCAAAUCUCAAAAUUAUUGCAGACGACUUCAGUUGCUUGACAGGAAAUUUGUUCCUGUCUAGGUCAAUUGGAUAUAACUUGGUCCAGUCUUACAUUCCGACCGGAUUGAUUGUUAUGAUUUCUUGGGUAUCCUUUUGGAUUGAUCGGAGAGGUUUUCGUGUUGAAUAUUAUGAACACAAUUGAAUUUCGAAAUUUCAGCCGUUCCUGCCCGUGUAACUCUCAGUUUCACAACUCUUGUUUCGUUAACAACAUUGGUAUUUUAAUUUCUGAAAAAAAACUGUCUCUUAAUUUUGUACAUACUUUAGGGGAAUGGUUUACGUUUUGGUCUCCCACAGGUGAGCUACGCAAAAGCUAUCGAUUUGUGGUAUGGAGGUUGGUUCAUUUUUUUUCCAUUUCAAGAACCUUCUUUUUUCCAGUCUGCAUGUUAUUCGUCUUCUGCGCUUUGCUGGAGUUCGCCACAAUCAACAGUUAUAUGCGGAAAGCAGAAAAAUUUGAAGCGAUGGCGAAAAAAGUACAAGCCUCUGUGUUUUCAGGUAAAAGCUCAAUCUCAGGUCGUUCCAAGCACAAAUAAAUUUGAAAUUGAAAGCAAAAGAAAAAGAAAAAUUUACAUGUUUACUGAACUUCAAAACAACUCACAAAUCAAAUGUUCACAAAUCAGUUAGCAUUGCAACGUGUUUGCCUGGAAUAGAUCUCAUUUCUGGAUAAUGUUUUCCAGGAAAAGUAAACUCUUCUGAUACAUCAAACGACAAUUGGCAUUGUUGCGGAAAUGAGAAAGGAAAGUCAGUUGUUUUGUUUACAUUAAAAAAAUUAGUCGUAAAUUCAGAAGUUCGAAAAAAAGGAAGACAGAAAAAGUAUUCCGAGCGAGACUCCAUACAAGAAGCUUCGAGCGAGAAAAUAAAGUUUAUAGACCACGACUUCGAAAUGAAAGUCCGUGAAGGUAUGUUAGACUUUUGAAAAUCUAAAAAAAGCCUGAAUCUUGCUACUUUUUUCUCGAAAGACAGUUCCGCGGUGUCAAAUUUUUCCUUCCCUUUUUGAUUAAUGGUAAUCACAGGCCCCGUCACGCCGAUGUCAAUUUAUGAUAACAGCUCGUGUCCAAAAAGAAACAAAGUUGAACUCGACGAUUCGAGUGCAUUUUCUGGUACUUUAUUGAAAAACCUCUGGCCGAACAAAAUAAAACUCAGAUGACGAAACUCACUUUGGUGGGAAGAAAGUUUCACAGACGUACAACACCAAAUCCAUUUCACCGACCGCGUCAACGCAGGAUGAAGGAAUUUCAGCCACAUCUUACCAACAGGUUUCAGCUCUUGUUACUCACAAACUUAUAAACAGCUACUCAGACUUCUCAAAUGCACUCGAGAUACGCACUGAAAAUUGACAAGACCUGUCGAUAUCUUUUCCCGCUGUCGUUUCUUCUUUGGAAUUCAUUCUACUGGUGGUACUACCUGGUUUUUCAAAAAGUCGUGAUAGAGCCCUAG